Salvelinus fontinalis (brook trout) is the source of this 1610-nucleotide messenger RNA. RefSeq lists its product as uncharacterized. NCBI's taxonomy places the organism in Eukaryota, Metazoa, Chordata, Actinopteri, Salmoniformes, Salmonidae. The record is from RefSeq and is a predicted model, not a curated record. The transcript is spliced from 5 exons. The coding region runs from base 49 to 1608 and encodes 519 amino acids.
AUCACACCUCAGAAAAUCUGAAUACACUUCAGCCUCAACUUAUCAAUAAUGACCACUGGAUCUAACACAGCAGGUUUAAUAUUGACCACUGGAUCUAACACAGCAGGUUUAAUAAUGACCACUGGAUCUAACAGAGCAGGUUUAAUAAUGACCACUGGAUCUAACACAGCAGCAGGUUUAAUAAUGACCACUGGAUCUAACACAGCAGCAGGUUUAAUAAUGACCACUGGAUCUAACACAGCAGCAGGUUUAAUAAUGACCACUGGAUCUAACACAGCAGCAGGUUUAAUAAUGACCACUGGAUCUAACACAGCAGCAGGUUUAAUAAUGACCACUGGAUCUAACACAGCAGCAGGUUUAAUAAUGACCACUGGAUCUAACACAGCAGCAGGUUUAAUAAUGACCACUGGAUCUAACACAGCAGCAGGUUUAAUAAUGACCACUGAAUCUAACACAGCAGCAGGUUUAAUAAUGACCACUGGAUCUAACACAGCAGCAGGUUUAAUAAUGACCACUGGAUCUAACACAGCAGCAGGUUUAAUAAUGACCACUGGAUCUAACACAGCAGCAGGUUUAAUAAUGACCACUGGAUCUAACACAGCAGCAGGUUUAAUAAUGACCACUGGAUCUAACACAGCAGCAGGUUUAAUAAUGACCACUGGAUCUAACAGAGCAGCAGGUUUAAUAAUGACCACUGGAUCUAACACAGCAGCAGGUUUAAUAAUGACCACUGGAUCUAACACAGCAGGUUUAAUAAUGACCACUGGAUCUAACACAGCAGCAGGUUUAAUAAUGACCACUGGAUCUAACACAGCAGCAGGUUUAAUAUUGACCACUGGAUCUAACACAGCAGGUUUAAUAAUGACCACUGGAUCUAACACAGCAGCAGGUUUAAUAAUGACCACUGGAUCUAACACAGCAGCAGGUUUAAUAAUGACCACUGGAUCUAACACAGCAGCAGGUUUAAUAUUGACCACUGGAUCUAACACAGCAGGUUUAAUAAUGACCACUGGAUCUAACACAGCAGGUUUAAUAAUGACCACUGGAUCUAACACAGCAGCAGGUUUAAUAAUGACCACUGGAUCUAACACAGCAGCAGGUUUAAUAUUGACCACUGGAUCUAACACAGCAGGUUUAAUAAUGACCACUGGAUCUAACACAGCAGGUUUAAUAAUGACCACUGGAUCUAACACAGCAGCAGGUUUAAUAAUGACCACUGGAUCUAACACAGCAGCAGGUUUAAUAUUGACCACUGGAUCUAACACAGCAGGUUUAAUAAUGACCACUGGAUCUAACACAGCAGCAGGUUUAAUAAUGACCACUGGAUCUAACACAGCAGCAGGUUUAAUAAUGACCACUGGAUCUAACACAGCAGGUUUAAUAUUGACCACUGGAUCUAACACAGCAGGUUUAAUAAUGACCACUGGAUCUAACACAGCAGGUUUAAUAAUGACCACUGGAUCUAACACAGCAGCAGGUUUAAUAAUGACCACUGGACCUAACACAGCAGCAGGUUUAAUAAUGACCACUAGAUCUAACACAGCAGCAGGUUUAAUAAUGACCACUGCAUCUAACACAGCAGGUUUAAUAUUGACCACUGGACUCUGACU